Acanthaster planci (crown-of-thorns starfish) is the source of this 3699-nucleotide messenger RNA. RefSeq names its product b(0,+)-type amino acid transporter 1-like. Gene Ontology annotation, cellular component: membrane. Gene Ontology annotation, biological process: amino acid transmembrane transport. Gene Ontology annotation, molecular function: L-amino acid transmembrane transporter activity. The record is from RefSeq and is a predicted model, not a curated record. NCBI's taxonomy places the organism in Eukaryota, Metazoa, Echinodermata, Asteroidea, Valvatida, Acanthasteridae.
UAACAUUGUCCUGCACCUAGACUACCACACUCGAACGCAUUGUAUGAUUUCAGUUACAAUCUCUUGAUGCGUAUACACGUCAGGCCAGGUGUUCCAUACAGCGCUUGAUUCGUUUGUUCCAGUAAGUCAAAUUAGAUCUCAGUCCCGCAGAAAGGUGCUUCAUCAAGAAAAGGAAAGGAUUGAGGAGCAGCAGUUCAGCGCAGUCUGGAAAUGAUGGAAAGCGGUUCCAGAAGCUCUUCCAUUCCCAGCGUGAGUUCUAGCGUUGGUCCCUCGGGUAGGAGAUCAGCUGGCGACGAGCAAGUGCAUUUGCGAAGAGAACUCGGCUUGCUAAAAGCAGUCUCCAUUGUUAUGGGAUCGAUUAUUGGAUCAGGUAUCUUCAUCUCACCCCAAGGUGUCUUGCGAGGAACGGGGAGCGUUGGUCUGAGUUUGAUCGUCUGGCUCGUGUGUGGGCUCGUUUCGUUGGCAGGGGCGCUCUGUUUUGCCGAGUUGAGCAUCGUCACCGGCAAGUCGGGCAGCCAGUAUAUUUACCUCAAGGAGGCCUACGGUAACAUCCCUGGAUUUCUCUACUCUUGGACUUCAAGUCUCCUCAUGCGACCAGGGGGCCUAGCUAUGGUGACCCUCGCUAUGGGGGCGUACUUGACGGACUUCCUCCUCCCCGGCGACUGCCCGGUCCCUGAUACACUCAUCAAGCUGUUUGCCGUGUUGGCUAUUAUGUUUGCAGGUUUCGUGAAUGCGGUCAGCGUGAAAUGGACAACUCACCUCCAGGUUGCUUUCACCAUGUCAAAGGUCGUGGCGUUGCUGGUCAUUGUUGGUGUGGGUCUGAGCCAAAUUAUUCAAGGACACACUGAUGCCGUUAAUCCCAGCGUGUCCUUCCACGGCUCUAAUAAAGAUAUCAUCUCCCUAGCAGCGGCAUUCUACCAAGGCUUGUACCCCUACGAUGGAUGGGGUUCUUUAAACACCGUUUACGAAGAAGUGAACAAUCCAAAAAGAAACGUUCCUCUUGCGGUCAUCAUCGGGAUACCGCUGACCAUUGUGAUCUACAUCUUGGUCAACAUCUCGUAUCUCACUGUGCUCACUCCGGAUGAAGUCAUUGCUUCGGACGCAGUCGCUGUGGCUUUUGCUGAGCGAUCUCUGGGUGCCAUGUCGUGGGUGAUACCGCUGGGCAUCUGCAUCUCAACAUUUGGUGGGUCGAUGUGUUCCAUCUUGUCCGACGCCAGGCUGCCGUACGUUACCAGCCGCGAAGGUCACAUGGCGCAGUUUCUGAGCAUGAUCAGUAUCAACAGAAGAACUCCCCUGCCCGGUAUCGGUUUGGAGGUCUUGGUGGCGCUGUUCCUGGUAGCUAUCGGAUCGUUCGACACCUUGCUGUACGGCCUGAGCUUCGCGGGCUGGGGAUUCUACGGCGCUGCCGUCAUGGCUGUCCCCGUGCUUCGCUACAGACUUCCCAACCGGCCAAGACCCUUUAAAGUGCCUAUUAUUCUUCCGAUCCUGGUUUUUCUCUGCUCCUUGUACCUUAUUGUUUCGCCGUUUGUCAACGGGCCAGACAUGGAGAUCGUCUACGCUUCACUGUUUAUUCUGUCUGGACUUCUCCUCUACAUUCCGUUUGUCCAUUUCAAGUAUCAUCCUCGAGUAAUGCGUCACGUUACGUUAUUUCUGCAGAAGCUAUUCGUCGCUGUCCCCUCGGACUACGUGGAACCGGAAUAAUGACAGGCAUUCUAUUGAAUAUUCAGCUUAUUAUUAUUAUUUAUGUGCUUGACCGGUCUAGUCUUGAAUGUGUGUUGAAGACUAGCCCAGUAGAAUGGACGCGACUCAUGUCUGAGCCGAAGGCAAGAACAUUGUCAGCGUUCGUUCUUCUCGGCUAAGCACAUAAUUUAUUGCCAUUCAUAAAACCGUUGUAGUCAGAUAGUUAUAAGAAGUCAACAUACGAUAAAUUCCUCAGAAUUUUGUUCAGGAAUUUUACUUUGAAGUUCAUUUUCCCGAACAAACUAGUCCAUUUUAUGGUAUGUUCCUUGCGCAAAUUGUCCAGAAGAAUCUCCUUAUAUGGACCUAGCGCGCCCGUGGCGAGUUCUGUGUGCGGCGUCGCACGCAGACUCCUGACCAAUAGGGAUAGAGUAAACUGUCUCGUAUCCACGUGCCAGCGCGUCUUUAAUUAAGCAGCAGGCAUAUUAUCAAAUCGCAUCGGGCAUUAUUAAAUGUUAAUUCGCGGUCACGUUCCGCGCUCUUGGUUGGGGAAACUGUCUGAGGUAUACAGGAAGGUAGAUUUUAGGAGACUUGUAGGUUUUCACGACGGACAUGAUAUUAAUCUCCGUUUUUGAGAUGUGUGAGAGCAAACAGAGGUUCAAACAACGAAUGAGACUGGUGACGAAUUUAACACGCAGCUCAAGACGUCCAGUUGAAACAACAGCCUCGUUUCAAUACCAGACAACUCAAAACAGAGAUUAAUGUCCAAAAUGUAGAUUAUUUUCAGAAUUUAUACCGUUUCAGAUCUGAAAACUGGCGUACAACCUUUGCACUUUAGUUCAUUAUGUGGAAAACCUGCACACUUUUCGUUUGUUUUUUUUUGUGAAACAGCGACAUGCACCUGACUUUAAAUUUAACGUUCUCUUUGAGUGUAUAUGUUGAUUCUAUAUUUUUAGGGGUAUGCAAGAAGUGCCGUUUGUAAUUUCAAUCUUUUUCUCUCUGGUAAUGUCUUCAGUUUUGUGCGUUGGCGCGACACCGGUAAUAAUUUUCCAUAUUAGCGUGCAGUACUUUCAUUUAAAUUCACUAUCAUUUCCUCCGUUUUGUUAUUUAUUUUCUUCCAUUUUUAUAUCCAAAGUAAAACUUACGUUUUCUCGUUUGUCUUCAUUUUAAAAGUUCCAUUUAGAAUUUUCAAUGAAUUUUAGUGUUACCGUUUAUAUUCAAAUAUAAUUUUAACCCGUGUGUAGAAAAAUGAUUAUCUCAGUUUUAACAUUCUCCCACGGCGAUUAAAAAUUUACAAAAUUACAAAUUCAGAAUGGGGGAAUCGCUAGAAACCUACCUUAUCAGUACUUCUCAGAUGAUAUUCCAAAACCUUGUUUUCUUCAAACUGAACGACUUGUGACGAACGAAGCCUUUCGACGUGUAGGCCUGAUCGUGUAGCAGAUCAGGGUCGGUCAAGGUCAGUCAAUGCGGUCUUCGCGUGAACGAUGAGACGUGGUUCCUCAACUAUGCAGGUCCCCAAAUUCCAACUGGUGGUGCAUAAUAUAUAUCAUUUGGAUUCAACCAUGCUUAUUGGUGACAUUUAUCAAGUUUUAAAUCCAGUAUUUUUCCGUAGCUGUAACACAAAUAUAUAAAUGCACGUGUAAAUCAAGUUGAUUUCGGAGGUAGGCCCAACGAGGAGAAUCAAGACGCGUUUCCAUGACACCAUCAUCCAUCGAUGGCGACUGCGCGUCUGUAACUUUCCAUCCACACAAUGUACACGCAGUGUAUCUUAAACAAAAGUUGCAUACCGUCCCCAGACGCAAGUGCAUAUUCUUUUACGGGUCGGGGGUUAAAGCUUUCACCUAGCUAGGGAGUGCUGAACAAUGGAUCACAUUUUUCUAACAACUCAAAACAUUAGUAAGAAUGGACACUCGGUGUUCCUUGAAAACUGGACAACAGUUUUGGGGGAAGGGCGUAGUUUAAGUCAGAGAAACGACUCCAAAGGUGGAACUUCCCGAACACAAAACUGGCUCGGGAGCUCCA